Molecule: messenger RNA, 5260 nt
Organism: Drosophila ananassae
Lineage: Eukaryota; Metazoa; Arthropoda; Insecta; Diptera; Drosophilidae
Exons: 2
Coding region: 401-1696 (431 amino acids)
Biological process (GO): positive regulation of cytoplasmic translation
Cellular component (GO): cytoplasm
Molecular function (GO): zinc ion binding; mRNA binding; single-stranded RNA binding
Source: RefSeq, a predicted model, not a curated record
AAUACUGUAGCAGGAUUGCUACAGAAUGUAUAUAUGUAUGUAUUGCUAUUAACGAGAAGUGUAUAUAAGUGUAUAAGUGUAUAACGGUAAACUGUUGUUAGUAUAAGUCGGUGUUGUUGCUUGUUGUCGGUUCUGGCUCUCUCUCUCUCUCUUGUGCUCUCAUCGCUCUCAUGCUCUUUCAGCGAAUUAUGAGGGUUGAUGCAGAUCGCGUGGGAUGAGAGCGGAGUCAGUCGAACACCAGCAGCGAUCCGAAGCGGACAUAUUUUAAUAAAUAAAACAAAGCGAAAUAUAGCCGGCAAAGGUGUUCUUCUUCGGGGAAUAUUUAUUAUAACCCUACAAAAUCAGAAGUGGGCCGAUCUUGUGCCAAAUAAACAAUUAAAAACAAUUAAAUAAAACGAAAAUGGACGUUAGCAACGCAUCAAUUGCACAAUUAAAAAAGUGGUUGAGUGUGUUACAACUACCAACAACAGGAACAAAGCGCGAAUUAAUAUUGCGUUUAAGCAAAAUGUCAACGGAGUCGAGUAAUUAUCUGGAAUUAGUUAAUCAUCAAGACGAAGACGGCGAUGGAAGCAACGUUGAAGACGAAGAUGAGGAAGAUUUGGACUUAGAAAACAACGGAAAUGAAAACGAUAAUGACGACGAAGCUGGAGGUGAAGGAAACGACAAAGCUGGAGGUGAAGGAAACGACAAAGCUGGAGGUGAAGGAAAAAUUGGCGGUAAAAAUGAGAUCAAAGUUGGCGGCGAUCAAAGCAGAAAAGACGGAGACAAAAGGAGCAACAAAGAUGGAGACGGGAGCAGCAGCAAAGACGGCGGCGAAAACAACAACGACGACGGCGGCGAGGGAGAAGACAAAGUUGAAAAGUGUGCAUGCAAGGACAGGAAUAAAGCCAGCAGCAGCAACGCAAAAGCAGGCGCCAAAGAAGAGGUGGAAAAAGGCAAUGCUGAGAAGUCGAAGUUCUUGGAAUUUUGCAACCCAAGCGUCGACGUUUCGUUGGGCAUGGCAACACAAGUUGUGCCUGAAUUUUCGGGUGAAACUUGCGCACGAAAAUGGAUUACGCAAAUGAAAAAUAUUGCAACCAUUUAUGGAAUUGGUGGACAAUAUGUUAAGAUGUUGAUGAUUAGCAAAAUCAAAGGAAAAGCAAACGUGUGGCUACAUGCAAACCCUGAGCGCAUUAUGCUACCGUUGGAGGAGUUAAUCGCUGAGCUAAUUUCGAUGUUUUCGGAUAAAGUCUCGAAGUUAGAGGCAAGGCGUCAAUUCGAGAACCGUAAAUGGAGUUCCGGUGAAAGUUUUGGAAGCUACGUGGAUGACAAGGUGAUGCUUGGUCAGAGAAUCAGCAUAGAGGCAGAAGAAAUGAUAAGUCGCAUCAUUGAAGGAAUUCCGAAUCAAGGGCUGCGAAAUCAAGCACAUAUUCAGUGCUUUGAAAAUGUUGCGCUUAUCAAACGUGCAUUUGCGGAAGUGGAGUUGCCUAAGUCUUAUGGUGACAGGAAGGAGACAGCAGUGAACAAGGACGAGAAGGACAGCAAGGACACGCGUUGCUAUAAUUGCAAUGCUAAAGGACAUUGGGCGCAGGAGUGCAGGAAGCCAAGACGUGAGAAAGGUUCGUGCUAUGCAUGCGGCGAAAUGGGACAUUUUGUGGCGAAGUGUCAGAAAAACAAAAUUAAGAACGAGGGCAAGAACAAUUAUAAUGCCUCAUAGAUACAGGAAGCCCAAUUUCAUUUAUUAAAAUUUCUAAAGUACCCGAAGAUACUUGUAAAAUACCAGUUUUAAGUUCAUAUCAUGGAAUAAAUGAAAGUUGUUUAGAAACUUAUGGCAGAAUAUUAUGUUAUAUUAAGAAAAAAGUCAAUAAAAUACAUUUUCAUUUAGUUGUUGUGGCAAACAAAUCUAUGAGUCAUGAUGUAGUUCUUGGAAGGGACUUUAUGGAAGCAUGUGAUCUAAAUCUGAACCUUGACACCUUGAAGUUGGUUACGGUAGAAAACUUAGAGAAUGUUAAAAACAGUAAUGAUGUUAGUGAUGAAGAGAAAAUAAUUAGUGAUGUUGAUGUUAAUAAGGUUAGUGGUGAAAGUCGGAUAAUAAGCAAAGAGGUAAUAGUUAGUCAUGAACCAAAGAUUAGAAAUGCAGUUAGGUUUCGAGAAGCAACGGAAGUUGACAUAAACAUAGUGGAAAAGGAACUGUUGAAUAUUGAUAUUGAAGAUGAAUCUGUAGAAUACAAAAUUGGUGAACAAGUGGAUUAUAAGGUUAGACAGCAAUUUAUGAAAAUUAUAGAAAAUUUUUAUGUUAAUAAACAAAGACCAAAGGAACCAGAGGUUAAGUGUGAAAUAAAGCUGAGGUUGGAUGAUUCAAAACCUUUUAGCAGUUCUCCGAGACGGUUAGCCUAUACAGAGAAAGAAAAGUUACAGAGCAUAUUAGACGAGUAUUUAAAAGAGGGAAUUAUUAGGCCGAGUGAGUCAGAAUAUGCAUCUCCAAUAGUGUUAGUUAAGAAAAAAACAGGUGAUUUGCGAUUAUGUGUGGAUUACAGGAAGCUUAAUAAGACAAUGAUUAAAGAUAAUUAUCCAUUACCCUUAAUUGAUGAUUUAUUGGACACAUUAGUAAAUAAAACUAUAUUCUCCAAAUUAGAUCUUAAACAUGGAUACUUUCAUGUGUUUGUUGAGAAUGAAUCAAUUAAAUAUACUUCAUUUAUGACGCCGCUAGGGCAGUUUGAAUUCAUGCGGAUGCCAAUGGGCUUAAAAAACGCACCGGCGGUGUUUCAAAGAUUUAUCAAUAAAAUUUUUGCAGACAUGAUAAGAGAAGGAAAAGUGGUUAUAUACAUGGACGAUAUUAUGAUCGCGAGUAAAGAAAUUGAAGAACAUUUGAGUGUACUUAAAGAAGUUUUUGAAAGAUUAGCAAGAAACAAAUUAGAACUAAGAAUGGAUAAAUGCGAGUUUCUACAAGCGAGUGUUCAAUACUUAGGCUUUUUGGUGUCGAGUGAAGGAAUACAAGCAAAUGAUAAAGGAAUUGAAGCCAUCAGAGAUUUUCCAGUCCCCAACAAAGUGCAUGGAGUUAGAAGCUUUUUAGGAUUGUGUUCAUAUUUUAGAAGAUUUAUAAAGGAUUUUUCGAGGAUUGCAAAACCAUUAUAUGAAUUGUUGAAAAAAGAUAGCGAAUUUGUGUUUGGAGAAAAAGAGUUAGAUUGUUUUGAAAUGCUAAAAAAGAAGCUCAUAGAAGCACCGGUACUAGGUUUAUAUUAUUAUAAGGAUGAGGUGGAACUACAUACAGACGCAAGUGCACAUGGUUUUGGUGCGGUAUUAUUACAGAGGAAAGAGGAUAAGAAAUUGCAUCCUAUAUUUUAUUUUUCGAAAGCUACAACGAAAGAUGAGGCAAAAUAUCAUAGCUUUGAGCUUGAAACGUUAGCCAUUAUUUAUGCUCUACGAAGAUUCCGAAUAUAUGUGCAAGGUAGACGGUUUAGAAUUGUUACUGAUUGUAAUUCAUUGACGUUGACGUUGAACAGAAUAGAACUUAACCCGCGUAUUGCGAGGUGGGCGUUAGAGUUACUCGAGUAUGACUUUGAGUUAGUUCAUAAGUCGGGAAAGCUUAUGCAACAUGUAGAUGCCUUAAGUAGGAAUACUAACAUAUGUGUAGUAGAAACAGUGAGUUUUGAAGACAAUUUAGUUAUAUGUCAAGCGAAAGAUGAAAAGUUAAAGAAAAUUAGAAUGAGGUUAGAAAAAGAAGAUGAUAAAAUGUUUGAGAUGAGAAAUGGAGUAAUUUAUAGGAAAGCGAAUGAUGGAAAAUUGUUGUUUUAUGUUCCAGAGGAAAUGGAAGACAAGAUACUGUAUAAAUAUCACAAUGAGUUAGGUCAUUUAGGUAGAGAUAAGGUUAUGGAUGCAAUUGUUAGGACGUAUUGGUUUGCAAAUAUGAAAGAGAAAGUUGUUAGACAUAUUGAUAACUGUUUGAGGUGUGUAGCGUUUUCACCGAAAUCAGGAAAAGAAGAAGGAUUUUUACACAGCAUUCCGAAAGGGAGUGUACCAUUCGAGAUUAUACAUAUUGAUCACUAUGGGCCAGUGGAUAAGGGAAGGGCAAAUAAACAUCUUUUUGUUGUCAUAGACGGGUUUACAAAAUAUGUUAGGUUAUAUGCAACAAAAACAACAAACACAAAAGAAGUUAUUAUAGCAUUGAAAGACUAUUUUAGAUCAUAUAGUAGACCGACUUGUAUCGUUUCGGAUAGGGGCAGUUGUUUUACAUCUGAAGAUUUUCAGAAAUUUCUCGAAGAUUAUAAUGUUAAGCACGUAAAAAUAGCAACAGGGUCACCUCAAGCUAAUGGUCAAGUGGAAAGAAUCAAUCGAAUAAUAGGACCAAUGAUAGCGAAAUUGGCAGACUCAGAAAAGGGAUUGCAUUGGGAUACAGUUAUUGAAGAUGUUGAGUUUUCAUUAAACAAUACAAAGCAGAGAAGCAUUGCGCAAAUGCCGAGCAAAAUGUUAUUUGGAAUCGCUCAAAAAGGAAAAAUUAUAGAUGAAUUAAGGCAAAAGUUAGAAGAAUUAGAUGAUACCGAUAAUGUUAGAAAUUUAGACGAAAUUAGGACAAAAGGAACAGAGUGUCAAACAAAGUUGCAGAAAGACAAUGAAAGAAAUUACAAUGAGAAAAAGAAAGCAAGUUCAGAAUAUAAGGUAGGUGACUAUAUCGUGGUUAAGAAUUUUGAUUGUACUGUUGGCGUUGCAAGAAAGUUAAUACCCAAACAUAAGGGUCCAUUCGUAAUAGACAAAAGUUUAGGAAAUGAUAGGUAUUUAAUUAAAGAUGUUGAAGGUUUUCAAUUGUCACGUAUUCCAUAUCAAGGUGUUUGGAGUAGUCAGAACAUUAAACAUUGGAUAGGUAAACGAAGAUAAAGCUCAAAUAUCAUGUAAAUUAUUGUAAAUAAAUAACUAAUAGUAUCUAAGUCAAAUAGAUGUAAGAAUCAAUUGUAAAAUAUCACAAGAUCAGGGGAUCUUUAAAUGUCAGGACGGCCGAAUUGUAGCAGGAUUGCUACAGAAUGUAUAUAUGUAUGUAUUGCUAUUAACGAGAAGUGUAUAUAAGUGUAUAAGUGUAUAACGGUAAACUGUUGUUAGUAUAAGUCGGUGUUGUUGCUUGUUGUCGGUUCUGGCUCUCUCUCUCUCUCUUGUGCUCUCAUCGCUCUCAUGCUCUUUCAGCGAAUUAUGAGGGUUGAUGCAGAUCGCGUGGGAUGAGAGCGGAGUCAGUCGAACACCAGCAGCGAUCCGAAGCGGACAUAUUUUAAUAAAUAAAACAAAGCGAAAUAUA